This is a messenger RNA of Cryptomeria japonica (Japanese cedar), 2159 nucleotides long. Its product is annotated as L-type lectin-domain containing receptor kinase IX.1. Gene Ontology annotation, biological process: protein phosphorylation. Lineage: Eukaryota; Viridiplantae; Streptophyta; Pinopsida; Cupressales; Cupressaceae. The transcript has 2 exons. Gene Ontology annotation, molecular function: carbohydrate binding; protein kinase activity; ATP binding. Gene Ontology annotation, cellular component: plasma membrane. The record is from RefSeq and is a predicted model, not a curated record. Bases 66 to 2159 code for a protein of 697 amino acids.
CAAACGAACAACAGCUUUCAAAAAAACCCCAACACAACUUCAAUCCUGCUAGAAGGCCGGCAUUGAUGACUAUAAUGUCUUCCCCUGCAGCAGAUAAUUCUCCUGCAAUGGCUAAUCCAAACUGCUUCCCCUUCCCAUCUCAUUUCAUUCUCUCAAUCCUCAUAACCCUAACCCUAAUUCCAUACGCACCCGCACUGAACUUCAAUCUGACAGCAUUCUCCCCAAAUUCCAAAGACAUAAACUACACGGGCGAUGCCUUUGCCUCACAGAACGUCAUCCAGCUAACCAAAAACCAGGCCGACGGGUCUCUAAAAAUUAGCGCGGGUCGAGCAACUUACCAGCACCUGGUCCGGCUAUGGGACUCGGCAACGGGAGUCACAGCAAACUUCACGACCCACUUCGAAUUCAUCAUCAAAACCUUCAACAACCGCCUAUAUGGUGAAGGAAUGACCUUCUUUCUCUCUCGCCCGGUCCCGGACCUCCCGCCCAACAGCACGGAGGGGUACCUCGGGCUCCUCGACCCGGCCACCGAGGGGAACUCCUCCAACCAGAUCGUGGCCGUGGAGUUCGACACGUUUAUGAAUGAGUGGGAUUCCGAAUGGGACCACGUCGGUAUUGAUGUGAAUUCCAUUCGGUCCGUGGUCACGAGUCCGUGGCGGGGUACGGGCGGGCUCAAGUCUAGGCGGAAGGGGGACGCUUGGAUUGACUAUCGGGCCGGGCGGGUUUCAGUUUUUCUGUCGUAUGAUGGGCAAAAGAAUGAAACGUCCACCAUCUAUUACGACAUGGAUUUGAAGACCCUUUUGCCGGAGUGGGUGAUGGUGGGCUUCUCGGCCUCGACGGGUGAGUCCACGGAGAUUCACAAUGUGAUCUCUUGGGAGUUCAACAUCUCGGAUUUGGCACCGCCAGUGGGUAAGCGAAAUGGAGGUUCUAUUAAAAUUGGGUUGUUGGUGUUGGUGGUGUUUGUUGGUGUUUUGGGCGUUCUUGGGCUCUUAUGUUGGGUUUUGUAUAGGAAGUGGUGGAGGGAGGAUCUGUGUGGGGAGGAUAUUGAUGUGGAGAUUAAUGAGUGUCUUGCGUCGGGUCCUCGACGAUUUAGUUAUAAGGAACUUUGUGCUGCCACUAAAGGGUUCAGUGACAAGUUAGGUCAAGGCGGGUUUGGAGGAGUGUACUACGGGUUGUUGCCUGGGACCAAGUAUCCAGUUGCAGUUAAGCGUGUGGCUCGUGGGUCUCAGCAAGGAAAAAAGGAAUAUAUAUCAGAGAUCACCGUCAUCAGUCGAUUGCGGCACCGAAACCUAGUUCCACUUCUUGGUUGGUGUCAUGAACGAGGUGAACUUCUGCUAGUAUAUGAGCACAUGUCUAAUGGAAGCCUGGAUCGCCACUUAUUUGAUAUUAAUUAUUCAGCUAUGGAGUGGGGCAUUCGAUUCAAAAUUUCUUUUGAAUUGGCGUCUGCUUUGUUAUACCUGCAUGAGGAAUCAGAUCAACGGGUGGUACAUCGAGAUGUGAAGUCUAGUAAUGUCAUGUUGGAUGCCAACUUUAAUGCAAAGCUUGGGGACUUUGGGCUUGCUCGCCUAAUGGAGCAUGGUCAGGUUGAUUCUGCCACCACUGUGAUUGCAGGCACUAUGGGUUACCUUGCACCUGAGUGUAUCAUGUCAGGGAAAGCUAAUGCAGUGUCAGAUGUAUUUAGCUUUGGGGCAGUGGCUCUAGAGAUUGCUUGUGGGAAACGACCAGUUUUUGAUGAGGACAAGCAAAGAGUACGUCUAGUAGAUUGGGUUUGGGAUUUAUAUGGAAGUGGGAGACUCUUAGAGUCUAUGGAUGACAGAUUGAAUGGGUUUUAUAAGGAAGAAGAAGCAAAGGCACUGUUAUUUAUAGGAUUGUGGUGUUCUCAUCCAGAUCCAGAUAUUCGACCAAGCAUGGGGCAAGUCAUUCGAUGUCUUAGAUUUGAGGCUCCCUUGCCAAAUUUGCCCUCUACAUUUCCUAAACCUAUGUUUGCUCCCCUCAUGGAAAUAGUACUGUGUGAGAAUGCUUUUUCAACCAAUACCCAUCACACUAGUGCAACCUCUGUAGGAUCAAAUUCAACAUGGACAAGGACUACCAUUUCUAGUUCAACUACUUCUCAUUCUGACAAGGCAUUCUUACAUAACUACAAAUCAAAUGUAUUUUGA